AUGCCGCACUCGACAUACUGCAAUGAUACAAGAACUUAUUGGGACAGGAGCAAAAAACAAUGCGUUUCAUGCGAGAAACCUGAUCCAGGGUAUGAAGUUACCCCUAACUGUGGCCGUGAUGACCACGGUGGGAUCCAUGAGAGCCCUCACCAGCCGUGCAGAACCGACACCUUUAACGACGGGACGGGUCUGUUUUUUUGUCGACCCUGUACGCUCUGCCCUGAUGAUGUCAAGACAAACUGCACCACAAAAUCCGACACGGAAUGCCACGACACAAGAACGACAUCAUUUCCUGGCACGACCGCCCUGAGCUCCACUCCUGUUUCCGCUGCCGUGUGGGCAGUACCUGUCGCCUUCAUCGCCCUGCUCGUCAUAUGUACCUUGAUUCUCUUCAAAAUAAAAAGAGGUCGGUGCACAGAGAAGUGCUUUAAAAGAAGGCCAUCGUUUACAGAUCCAGGUUUGGAUCUCGUCCCCUUCUCACCAAGCAACAACAAAGACAUGAAGGACAUCCUCACUGUCGACACCAUGGCAGCACCAUUACAGACCGUGCUGGACAAUCUGGAUGUUCUGGAAGACUUGGUGAUUUUGUUGGAUCCUGACACUCUGGGAAAAAAGAACACAAAGCAUCUGGCCUCCCACUGCUCCUUCCCCUCCACCUGGAUCACUUACACAUAUUCCAUGAAGGACAGCAAAAGCCCCCUGAAAGCCGUGCUCGAGGGGGUCACCAGUAGAAAUCCAGACUGGACUGUGGGCCACCUGGCCAAGAUGCUCAAACAAAUGGGCCGCAACGAUGCCAUCGCUGUCCUCGCUAAACUCAAGUCUGGUCCACCUGAACAACAGUACUUCUGAAAACAUCCAACCCACGCUCCAUUAUUCAUAAAAAAAAAAAGGAACAGUAAAGCGCAGAAUCCACAGCUACUGGUUCAUUUUACAUGACAAAUCCUACCCAGAGGUCCAUCUCCAUCUUCUAUUGCUUACUGGUUGUUGCAUCAUGGAGGCAACAGGUUCUGGAGAAGAAUCCCUCUCUCCAGCUCCUCCUCUGGGAU
Nematolebias whitei (Rio pearlfish) is the source of this 1046-nucleotide messenger RNA. RefSeq names its product IGF-like family receptor 1 (gene igflr1). Gene Ontology annotation, molecular function: protein binding. NCBI's taxonomy places the organism in Eukaryota, Metazoa, Chordata, Actinopteri, Cyprinodontiformes, Rivulidae. The transcript has 7 exons. The record is from RefSeq and is a predicted model, not a curated record. Bases 1 to 849 code for a protein of 282 amino acids.